AUGCCGAACCCUUACCAUGACGUGCUGUCGACGCCGCGAGGGACGAGUCGGAACCGCGAGAGGGAGAGGGACGUGAGUCCGCUACUGAGACCAGACAGAGCACGGGAGCUUAACCCUAGUCUGGAAGCCAGCUUUGAGGCCUUGCGACUGGAUAAGUCGAGGGAGGGUAGCGGAUUGGCUCAUUCGCGCGAGAGCAACGGAAUGUCCAUGGCCGAUCCCGGUUCGAGAGCGGAAUCGCUAAGAAUGGGUCACAACGGCCUCUCCCAGAUGCAUCCUCUCUCCGCAGGCCUCUCCGAUGUAAUGACGGGCAUGCCGUUGAGCAUGGACUUUAGCAUGCUCGAGAGCAUCAGCUCGUUGAACCGCACGACCGGCGGGCACAAGCACAUGACGCCGGGCAAGGCGCACCCCAUGGCGAUGUCGUCGCAACGGCCCAGCAUUCGUGUGUCGCACCUCGACGUCAGCGACGGGUCAAUGAGCAAUCUCGAACGAGCACUCGAAUACGCGAAGAAAAAAGUCGACGACGAGCUUCGCGUGUUCAUCAGCGACAUCGCCAAGCGGCUGAACCUCCCAGGCGCCGCGCCGCCCAGAACGCCUCCCAAGUCGCCUGUCUCUCCCACUAACGCCUACCCGUCAACGUUCACGUCGUUUUUGAUGUCGCCGGAAUCGUCCAGAUGGGAACAAGGGGCGCUCUAUCUUAAAGACCUAGCUGAGAAAUGCCUACGCAUGCACGCAGACGAGUUCGGAUCGGCGUGCGAAGACAUCGUGCACGAUCUGAACAUGGCCCGGCAGCAGCUUCCCAUGGGAACCCUAAAGCAGCUGCACAUGAAAAUGCUCUUCAUUCUCACGCGCUGCACGCGCCUGUUGCAGUCGCAGAAGGAAGCGGAGGCGGAGAUGCCGUACGGGGGAGUGUAUGGGGGGCCGUAUAGGGGCGCGGAGGUGUUAGCCACGCCGAUGGUUCGCAACCGCCCGCCUGGCUUGCCGUCGACGCUGCGAUCGCAAGCGUCGAUGGCGGCGACUCACUUCUCUUCGUUUACUAAAUCGAAGCCGUUGGAGCGUCCCGCGGAGCUCCCCGCGGAGCACUCCGCGAAGCACUCCGCGGAGCACUCCGCGGAGCAGCCGGCGGAGAAGACGCGGCUGCAGCGGCAGCAGCAGCAGCCGCAGCAGCCGCCGCAGCGGUCGAUCAUCCGGUGGGACUCGUGCCCCGCGCCGGCAGACUGGCGGGUGCGCGACCCCAAGGCGGAACAGAAGGGGGGCGCGGGGUUGGGGUUGGGCGCGCGGAAGGAUGAGGGGAAGCAGCGGAGCAAGAGCAAGUCGAAUAUGAUGGACGACUGGAGUGCCGCGGUAGCGGAGAUGAGAGGGGCUCUAGACGACGGUACCUACGUGCCCGGCGGGGAUUUUAACCAAGAGGAUAGCGCUGGCGCGAGUGCGAGUGCGAGCGCGAGUACUGGGUUCGGAACAGGUUUUGGGUCCGGGCUUGGUGCAGGGUCGAGUGCUGAUGGAGGUUCGGGAUUAGCGCACGCGGCGGGACCGCCCGCUCCGCCAGCUGACGCGGAGGUGCACGGGUCCACGAGCGCACGGGGGCUGCUGUGGGGGCGGGUGGCGGAGAUCCGCAAGGAGGAGGAGAUUCAGCGCGCCUUCCGCAGCCAGUCCGCGCGGGACAAGUCCUCCGCCUCCAGGUCGGGCGACUCUGCCACGUCGCUGGCGCCGGCAGAAGAGGCGGUAGCACCAGCGGGAACAGCGGUUCGGGAGAUGGGCCCAGCGGCAGACGCAGAGGUGGCGGCGGCGCUAGGUGUGGCGUUAGGCGCUGCGGGAGGAGCGGAGCCUGGGAUUGCAGCCGCCCUUUCCGCGGGAGCUGGCGCUGGGGCAACAGGGACCGGCGGAGCUUGGGGUGAGACGGGGGACACAAGCAUGGCGGGCGGGAGCAUGGCGGCUGCGCAGGAGGGGAUUAAGGGGAGUGAGGGAGUUGAGGGGAGGAAGGGAGGGGCGCGGCAGGGGCAGGGGGACGUGCGGCGGGAGGGGGAGUCGGAGAAGGCGCACAGACGAGGCGAGGGGCGCAGCAGCAGAGCGUGGGACGUGCGGAUUCCAAGCGGGGAGGACGAGCGGAUGGAGAGCCGGAGGCAUGGAGGGGCUAGAGAGCCGCCUUCCCCCUCGGGUAACCUUGCAGAGGACUUUGACGAUCUGCAUGAGAAAGCGAUGAUGAGAUCCGUGUCCGGGCGAAGAGUGCAGUAUAAGUAUGGGUACUGGGGCAAGGGAGAGAACGAGGAGGAGGAGGGCAUGGAUGGGAUGGUGCCAAACGAGGGCGAGCAGGAGUGUGUGGUGAUCUGUCGGAUUUGUGAAGAGGAGGUGAAUGUUACGCAGUUACAGGAGCACUCGCGGCUGUGCGCGCUCGCGAAUCGGUGCGACUCGGCGCAGUUUUCGAUUGACGAUCGGCUGAGGCGGCUAGCGGACGGCCUGGAUCACAUCUCCAACGAGCAGGUGUCGCGGCUGGGCGCCAUGUCGUUCCAACGAGUGCCGUCCAACUCGUCAUCUGCUGCUGGCGGGCCGGCGUCGUCUGGAGUACCUGCAGGGCUGGAUUCGCAUUCCCAGCAGGUGGGUUUGAUGGGGGUAGGGGGAGGUGCAGGGGCGAAGCAGGGCGGUGGCAGGUUUUUGUCUCCCUUGGGCAGCAGUAUGGUGUCUCAUGCAGACAUGCGCGAAGGGGACGAAGGCGGCGCAGCCGAGGGAAAAGGAGACGGAGGAGGGGAGGGGGCGGAUGGGUAUGAAGGAGAGGAGCAGCAGAUGCGCGAGCAAGACGCAGUGGAGCAGUGUAGCAGAGAAAACGGGUCGUUGCACCCGGGCGUUCCGAUAAGCCCCACAGAAGAUCACCCAGAGCAUCAACAUCACCCAGAACACCCAGAGCAUCAAGGCGCAGGGGGCAGCAGCAGCAACAACGUGUCUAACUGGUCGUACGUGAGCCACCACCUGCAGCAGCAGCAGCAGCAGCAGCAGCACAAGCUGCAGCAGCAGCAGCAGCAGCUGCAGGCAGCGGGCGAGGAGGGCUCCCAGUACGAGCCGUCCAUGAGCGCCGUGACGAGCAUGAGCGGCGCUACUUCCACCAGCGGGUUCCUAUCCGCGGGGACCGCGUCCCCCAUGCCCACGUCGCCGGCAGGGUCGGUGGGCACGAGAGGGGACGGCCAUGGGGGGUAUGGGAGCCCCGGGUCGUCGCUGCUGAAGAGUGCUCUGGCGGGAGGCGGGAGGGAGCUGAUGGAGGAGCACAUCCACAUGGUGGCUCAAGAGGAGAUCGCUCUGAUGGACGAUUUGGCGGACAUAGCACAGGACGUGGCGGACGUGUCACUGGAGGACGAGAAGCCCGAGGAGCUGCUGCUGACAGACAUGCGGGACCUCACGGACCUGCUUCGCACCAACAAUGCGCGCUUCCUCACCAUUGAUGUGUUCGGCCGCCGCAUCACCAAGCUGCUGCAGGAGAAGUACUACCGCCUAAGGGACAUCCUGGACCACCAGAUGUGCGCGGCAGCAAACAGUGCUCUGCAGGGCUAUGGGGGGGCGGAUGGGGGCGAUGCAAUGCAGUAUGCGGACGAGGACGGGGAGGACGUCUUGAACCUCUCCCGCAGCGCCCGCAGCACCCCGCCCAACGCCUCUAUGGGCGGCGGCAGCAGCAUCGGUGGCGGUGGCAUUGGUGGUUUUGCCGGUGGUGCUGGUGGCCCUGGUGGUGGUGGUGGCGGCGGCGGUGGUGGUGUGGCUGCGUCGUCGUCGUCGGCUUCGGCGGCGGGGCGGGAUCGCACGACGAUAGACGACUUUGAGCUGAUCAAGCCCAUCAGCAAGGGCGCGUAUGGGCGUGUGUUCCUGGCCAAGAAGAAGACCACGGGGGACCUCUUUGCCAUCAAGGUGCUGCGCAAGGCGGACAUGGUGCGCAAGAACGCGGUGGAGAGUGUGCAGGCAGAGUCAAAAGCGUCUUUCCGAGGUGUUGCGCAAGGCAAACAUGGUGCGCAAGAACGUGGUGGAGAGUGUGCAGGCAGAGUGCUGCGCAAGGCGGACAUGGUGCGCAAGAACGCGGUGGAGAGUGUGCAGGCGGAGAGAAACAUCCUCGCUUCCGUGCGCAGCCCCUUCGUGGUGCGGUGCUUCUACUCGUUCACGUGUCGGGAGAACCUCUAUCUGGUGAUGGAGUAUCUCAACGGGGGCGACCUCUUCUCGCUGCUGCAGAACCUCGGCUGCCUCGAGGAGCCCAUGGCCCGCGCCUACAUUGCUGAACUCGUGUUGGCGUUGGAGCAUCUGCAUGCGAGUGGCAUCAUCCACCGUGACCUCAAGCCUGACAACCUCCUCAUUGCAUACGAUGGCCACAUCAAGUUAACGGACUUUGGGCUUUCUCAGAUGGGUCUAUUCAACAGCACCGGUGACUUUGCCAUCGGCCCUCUCACCACCACAGGACCCUCUGAGCCCCCCUCACCCAACGUCACCGCCGCCGCCGCCGCCGCUGCAGCCUCUGCUUCCGCCUCCGCUGCUGCCGCUGCAGCUGCCCUCUCCGCCUCCUCCCACCCCCCAGCCGCCCUCGGCUUCCCCAAAUCCGGGUCGAUAGAUUCCGGCGCGUCUGUCUCGGCGUCUAUCCCCACAUCGCCUCUCUGGGCGGCGGACCGGGCGGCAGACUUCCCGCCCGCGCCGUCCGGUGCAUCGUCCCGCCCGUCGUCCUCUUCCGGCCGCACGUCGCCGUUUUCGGGGGUUCCGGGCGGCGUGGGGAUGGUGGGCGGCGGAGGGGGAGGGGGAGGUGCGGGAGGGAUGGGGGGCGGAUCGGCGUCGCCAGCGUGGAAGGCUGAGGUGGAGUCGUUGCAGGGUGCCGGGCGGAGUGCGUCGGCGGAUGUGGAGAAGAAGAAGGAGCAGACGGUGGGCACUCCGGACUAUCUCGCUCCGGAGAUUCUGCUUGGCACGGGCCAUGGCGCCACAGCGGAUUGGUGGGCGGUGGGAGUGAUGCUCUUUGAGCUGCUCUGCGGUGUUCCCCCCUUCAAUGCUCCCUCCCCUGAGAUCAUAUUUGACAACAUUCUGAACCGGGACAUUCCAUGGCCGGAGGUGCCUGAGGAGAUGUCCUACGAGGCCAUGGACCUCAUUGACAAGUACGUGCGCUUGCCCUCCGCUGAGAUGUCGUACGAGGCCAUGGACCUCAUUGAUAAGCUGCUGCAUCCGGAGCCGUCACUGCGGCUGGGAGCGAGGGGAGCAGAGGAGGCGGUGUUUGUGCCGAGUCCCGACAAUCCGCACGACACGGGCUACUUUUUGACGCGCGGGUGGCAGCAGGAGCCGGGCGGCAUGGACGGGGGGAACAUGGCGAUGGGCAUGGGCGAGAGCGAGAGCGCCAGCAGCGACGCCUGCAGCAGCACAUCUGCAGACGACUUUUACCAGGGCGAGCAGGGGGACGAGCCCGGGGACAUGAGGAACUUCUCAGACAAUGUCGCUGCUGCCUUCACCAACUUCUCCUUCAAGAACCUCUCCCAACUGGCUGAGAUCAACUAUGAGUUCCUGGGCCGGCAAAAGAGCCCUCCCAGCCAUCUCAAAACCAUGAAGCGGCGCGGGGCUGGUCUCAUCCUCGAUCUCCCCGACGAGGUGCUGACGUCUAUCAUUCUCGAAUCGCUGCUUCGGCGAUGCUCGGCUCUCGAGGAUAUCUCCGUGAUCAACGAUCGAGGGAAAUCGACGGUUGGCGAUGAGCUGCUGCUGGCCGUCGGAUCGAGAUGCUCGCAGCUGGAGCGGCUGAGCCUCGUGGGAUGCGAGGGGGUGACGGAUAAUGGAUGGAGGACGUUCAGUGCACAGUGCCGCGCGCUCAAGGCGCUCGAGCUCCGCCUUGUUUCCGCCAAAGCAGUCUGCCCGCCCCUCUCUGCCUUCCCCUCGCUGCUCUCCCUCACACUUUACCGCCUAGACGGCCUCCCAGUGCAAAUCUCCUCCCUCUCGCACUGCUCCUUCCUCACCUCCCUCUCCCUCUGGCACCUUACCGACCCGCUUCUCUCCUCCCUCUCCUCCUCCUCCCCCUCUCUCCCCGCCCUCCAAUCCUUCACCCUCACAUCAGCAUCAGUCACAACUUCCCUGGGAUCCCUCGGUGCUUUCCCUCUCCUCUCUUCACUCGCUCUCUGCCAAUGCUCGCAAAUUGGUCCCCCUGAAAUGCACUCUCUCUCGUGCUCCCUCCACACACUCACCCACCUGACCAUCCAAGACUGCCACAUGAUUCCCUCCUCUGCGGUGGCCGCUUUAACCGCUGCUAAUUCAUCUAUUGUGUCUCUCUCCCUCCGGGGCAACAGGCGUCUCUUCAGCCAUGUGGGGAUUGAGGCGGCACUUAAAUCCAUCGCCGGCGCUUUAGAAUCGCUGACGCUUAGUGGCAUGCCGAUGCUGAUUCCGGACGCUCUUGCUGGGUGCACGCGAUUGAAGUCACUAGGGUUGGAGUAUGGAAAGGGGUCCGUGUGGGAUAUUGCAGGCAUGCUGGGUGUAGGGAGCAUUGAGCCGCCUCGAGGAUCGUUGUUUGCUGUUGCUGGCAUUGUGAUUGAUUGGCUGGGUGACGUGCAGCAUGAAAGAGGAGGGAGGGGAGGAGGUGGUGGAGUGGGAGAAGGUGGGGAAGGAGGUGCAGGAAUAGGACGAGGAGAGGGACUAGAUGCAACUCUAGGCUUGAGCACGACUGCACCAGUGGACGCACCUGCUCCACCUUCAUACGUGGAGGCAAAAGUUGUGCCUUUGGAGUCCCUCUCUCUCCACUGCUUUGAGUUUCGCUCGGAUGUUUUUCUCUCCGUGGUUUCGACUUCCCCCUUCCCUCCACCUCCCUCACGCCACCCGUGUUUCCGUGCGUUUACGGAGCUGAGACGACUGUCCCUGCACGCUUGUUCGGGGCUUGAAGGAAGGGAUUUCCAUGAGAUUUUCCAGUCCUGUCCUCGUUUAGAGCAUCUCCUUGUGGACUACAAUGACGCGUUCUCCGACCGGGUGAUUUCGGAGUGUAGACUGGAAAGGCUCACACGUUUCAGUGUUGUAGCAUGUCCCAAGGUGACAGCAGAGAGUAUCGGGGGUAUUCUAGGGAGUUUCCCGAAGCUACGGUGGUUGAAGGUGGAGAAGGUGAAAGUCACAGAGAGAGCUAGAAGGGUGUUCCUGAGGGCUGGCAUGAUUAUACGAGUCGCGCUCAAGGCGCUGGACCUCCGCCUGGUCUCCGCCAAAGCAGUCUGCCCGCCCCUCUCCGCCUUCCCCUCGCUGCUUUCCCUCACGUUCUACCGCAUAGACGGCCUUCCAGUGCAAAUCUCCUCCCUCUCGCUCUGCUCCUCCCUCACCUCCCUCUCCCUCUGGCACCUCACAGACCAGCUCCUAUCCUCCCUCUCCCCCUCCUCCCCCUCUCUCUCCUCCCUCCAAUCUCGUACCCUCAAAUCAGCAUCAGUCAAAACCUCCCUGGGAUCCCUCGGUGCUUUCCCCCUUCUCUCCUCUCUCGCUCUCUGCACAUGCUCGCAAAUUGGUCCCCCUGAAAUGCACCCUCUCUCGCGCUCUCUCCACACACUCACUCACCUCACCAUACAAGACUGCCUCAUGAUUUCCUCCUCUGCACUGGCCGCUCUAACCGCUGCUAAUCCAUCUCUCGCGUCUCUUUCCCUCCAGGGCAGCUGGCGUCUCUUCAUGCCUGGAGUGAUUGAAGCGGCGCUUAAAUCCGCCGCCGGCGCUUUAGAAUCGCUGACGCUUAGCGGCGUGCCGAUGCUGAGCCAGGGCAUGCUUGAGGGGUGCACGCGAUUGAAGGCGCUGAGGUUGGAAUAUGGAAAAGGGUCCGUGCUUGAUGUUGCUGGUACGCUGUGUGGAGGAAGGCUUGAACCACGUCAGCGUUUGGUGAUUGAUAUUUCUGAUUUGUUUUUUGGAGGGGGGGGGGUUGGGAAUGGCGUGGAAGAGAAGGAAGGGAACAAAGUGUUGGAGAGGCAGCGGGUGGGGAAGGAGGAGCAGAUGGAGGAGGAAGGGGAGAGGCAACUGUUGUGCCUCUGGAAUCGCUCUGCCUCCACUGCUUCGCCUUUGCCCCGGAUGCUCGAGUCUCCCUACUCUCCACCUUCCCUAGGCCUCCCCCGUCGCUCAUCGCAUUCAGGCAAUUGA
This is a messenger RNA of Closterium sp. NIES-65, 8073 nucleotides long. NCBI's taxonomy places the organism in Eukaryota, Viridiplantae, Streptophyta, Zygnematophyceae, Desmidiales, Closteriaceae. The record is from the annotation of a GenBank genome assembly.